CUCGAAGAACGCGAUUGAAAAACCUUGACUUAGUCGCACACACCACUGCACAGUACUCUGAUGACAGGAGUCCAUGUGAUUAUGUGACAUGUAGGAGGUGAGAGUAAAACAACUUAUUUUCGUUUAUGACUCAUUGGGAAAAUAUUCAACGGUACUUCCUCCUUUGCAUUUGUUGAGUCCCUUGUUUUUAUCCAUGACUUUUCAUUUUGAGAAGUGAGAUGAACUUUAUGAAGCACAGAUAAAGAAGGGACCAUGUCUCCCAGUAAACCCCCUGAAACUGAAAAAAAAAGUCCCAAAAUGGAGUUGGGGUCUUCCCCAGUCAGUUCAUCCUCUCUAUAUAAUGUGAAGGCAGACGGUGUAAAAUGACUGAGCAGCUUUAAACAUUACACACUUCAUGAUGGCCUCUCAUCUUCCUCUGUCUGUGUUGGUGCUGCUGUUAGUGGCUGUAACUUUUAGUGAAGGUUUGCGGGGAUUUGGACCGAAGAACUGUUGCUAUCGUUUCAAUGAGAACCCAAUUGCGUCACAGCGAGUAGUUAGUUAUGUCAAGACUCCGCAACAGUGCCCCAUUCCUGCUGUGAGACUGAGGACAGUGAUGGGUCGUUACAUGUGUGCCAGAUCUUCAGCCUCAUGGGUGAAAAACCUCAUCAGCGAACUUGAUGACAAAAUAAUCCCAGGAAUGACAAAUCAGUUAUAACCUUCGCUAUACUCCGAACCUAAUGAAUGAUGAAUAUAUUCUGGACUGGGGGUUACCAACAUGGUGCCUUUGAGGAGCCCAAGGGCCUGUUCCAUAAAUGGCUCACCAGUGAGGGGACAUGAUGAAUUCCUGAGAAUGCUGCUGAAGUAAAAAUGUAAACACUUGCAGAGAUUUUCACAGUAUGAAAAUAAAGUGUUGAUUAUGAAUA
Molecule: messenger RNA, 902 nt
Organism: Hippocampus zosterae (dwarf seahorse)
Lineage: Eukaryota; Metazoa; Chordata; Actinopteri; Syngnathiformes; Syngnathidae
Product: C-C motif chemokine 13-like
Exons: 3
Coding region: 395-694 (99 amino acids)
Biological process (GO): inflammatory response; cellular response to tumor necrosis factor; positive regulation of ERK1 and ERK2 cascade
Cellular component (GO): extracellular region
Molecular function (GO): CCR chemokine receptor binding; chemokine activity
Source: RefSeq, a predicted model, not a curated record